Lathyrus oleraceus (garden pea) is the source of this 3055-nucleotide messenger RNA. Its product is annotated as protein RRP6-like 2. Gene Ontology annotation, biological process: histone mRNA catabolic process; TRAMP-dependent tRNA surveillance pathway; nuclear polyadenylation-dependent CUT catabolic process. Bases 135 to 2834 code for a protein of 899 amino acids. Gene Ontology annotation, cellular component: nucleolus; nuclear exosome (RNase complex). NCBI's taxonomy places the organism in Eukaryota, Viridiplantae, Streptophyta, Magnoliopsida, Fabales, Fabaceae. The record is from RefSeq and is a predicted model, not a curated record. The transcript is spliced from 14 exons. Gene Ontology annotation, molecular function: 3'-5'-RNA exonuclease activity; nucleotide binding; single-stranded RNA binding.
UUCACUUACUUAUUUUCUGUGUGUUCAAAUAAAGAUUAAUUCGGCAACUUUAGUAGUGACUUUAUCAAAAUCAAAUUUCUAAAACCCUAAUCCCAAAAAUCCCUAACACACACAAAUCACAAUCAAUCGACGCUAUGAACGUCGAUCACGAUCAACCACCUCACACCACCGCCACGGCCGCCGCCAAAGCACAUCAAGCCUUACACACCCUAACAGCUGGCCCACUCUCCUCAUCAGUCGCGAAACUCGCCGCUUCCUCACGCUGUAUUCCAUCUGAGAGAGACUUCUUCUUCUACCACAACUUCAAUGAAUUCAAGGUCCCUAUCGAUGAAAUCGCGCGUGAAUCACAGUCGAUGUUGGAAGCAAUCGGCGCCGCAGCUAAUGCGGCGUUUCCGUCUGACAUUGACGAUGGAUAUGACUGGCUUGUGAACGUGAACGACGAUGUUUUGGAGCGCUAUGAUGUUUCGGCGGACGAGUUUCGAAAGAUUCGGGAGGAGGAGGAAAAGACUGGGCGUGUGAACGAGGCUAUGAUGGUGGAUGAUGGAUUUGAGUUAGUUUGUGGAAAGAAGAAGAAAGGUGGGAGAGGGAAGGUUGUGGCGGGGGAUUCGAAAAUUCCGCUGGCGGAUCUUGUUAAGAUGGCGAUGAAGGAUAAGAGGACGAUGGGACCUAAGGCAAAGGUGCCGUUUCAUAUACCGACAAUUCCGAGGCCACAGGAUGAGUUUACUAUAAUUGUUAAUAAUGCUAACGUGCCCUUUGAGCAUGUUUGGUUGCAGAGGAGUGACGAUGGACAGAAGUUCAUUCAUCCAUUGGAAAAGCUCUCUGUUUUGGAUUUUGUUGAUAAAGAUCCUGGGAAUAUUGUGCCACAAAAACCUGCCUCAUUAGAAAGCACCCCUUUCAAGCUUGUAGAAGAAGUCAAAGAUUUGAAGGAGAUGGCUGCUAAGCUACGUUCUGUUAAUGAGUUUGCGGUUGAUUUGGAACAUAAUCAAUAUCGGUCUUUCCAAGGUUUGACUUGCCUCAUGCAAAUCUCAACAAGGGCUGAAGAUUUCGUUGUCGAUACUUUGAAACUUCGCGUUCAUAUUGGGCCCCAUCUAAGGGAAAUUUUCAAGGACUCUUCCAAGAGGAAGGUUAGUGGUACAGGAUUGCCUUUUCUUUUAACGCAGCAUAUGUUCCUUAUUCUGUUAACUGUAUUUAUGUUUAAACAGGUUAUGCAUGGUGCGGAUAAAGAUAUUUUGUGGCUUCAAAGAGACUUUGGCAUUUAUGUUUGUAAUUUGUUUGACACUGGCCAGGCUUCAAAAGUGUUAAAAUUGGAGAGAAAUAGUUUGGAGUAUCUUCUGCACCAUUUCUGUGAGGUUUCAGCAAACAAAGAAUAUCAAAAUGCUGAGUGGAGAUUGCGCCCUAUUCCUGAUGAGAUGUUAAGAUAUGCCAGAGAAGAUACACACUAUCUGCUGUAUAUAUAUGAUUCAAUGAGGAUUAACUUAACUUCCUUGCCAAAGGCACCUGAAAGUUCUGACUCUCCUCUGGUGGAGGUUUACAAGCGUAGUUAUAAUGUCUGCAUGCAGCUAUAUGAAAAAGAACUUCUGACAGAAAACUCCUACCUUCAUAUAUAUGGGUUGCAAGGGGCUGGUUUCAAUGCUCAACAGCUUGCCAUUGUUUCAGGGCUGUGUGAAUGGCGGGAUAUUGUUGCUCGUGCAGAGGAUGAGAGUACAGGAUACAUAUUGCCAAAUAAAUCUGUUCUUGAAAUUGCUAAGCAGAUGCCUGUCACUACAAGCAAGCUACGGCGAUUGCUGAAGUCAAAGCACCCAUAUGUUGAACACAAUCUUGAUACUGUUGUUGGCAUCAUUAGACAUUCAAUUCAGAAUGCUGAUGCUUUUGAAGCAACUGCUCAACAAUUGAAAGAAGGACAAGCCACCACUGUAUCGGAUGCAGUAGCUGUUACAGAUCAAACUGAAGAUCCCGUGAAGGAAUCUUUUCAGCAUCAAGAUACCGUGGUACAAAUAAAAUUGAAGCCCAAUAAUCUCACAUCUGAGCUCCCAAGGGAAAGCCUCACUAUUUCAGAGCAGACUAGGGAUGCAAAUGUUAAUGCAAUCUCUACAUUGAAGGAAAUUGGAGCAACUGUUCAGGUGCUUAAAAAGCCUGGCGGUGCUUUCGGGGCACUUCUGGGGAGCUCCACUUCAAAGAGGAAGCUUGGUCUUGAUAAAAAGGGCAAAGAAGAGAUCAAGCUAGAGCAAAUUAGAUCUUCAGUCACUCUACCUUUCCAUUCAUUUUUGGGUAGCAGUGAGACCUCAAAAGCUGUAGUAGAAACUCUUACUGUAGCACCAGACCAACAAAAACCUGUUUCUGAUCCAGUUUUCACCUCUGCGCCAGAAGAGAUUAUAAUGCUAGACACUGGUACAGGUGCAGAGGAGGAUAUAGAGCAGGAUAAUAAUUUAGAAAACUCCAAUGAUCACACAGAGAAAAAUUCUAGUGCCUCAACUUCGGAUGAGGACGAGCCAAGGUCUCUCUCGGAACUGUCAUCAAACUUUCAAAAGUGCUUUCAGGCAAACAAUCAAAAUAACAAAACCAGAAAGCCAAAGAAAACUGAACAAGCAAGUGGCUUAUUGCAGCUGACACCAUUUGACUACGAAGCAGCAAUGAACCAUGUUAAGUUUGGAGAAAGAAAGAAAGACCCAUCUACCCAGAACUGUGACAAUCGUGUGGAAAAAGAGGGCUCUGGUGGCAAGAAGAAGCGUUCGACAAUAGGAGAGGCACAAUCGAGUGAGCCUAAACAAUUUCAACAAGGUAGAAGGCGUCAAGCAUUUCCUGCUUCUGGGAAUCGCAGUGCAACUUUCCGUUGAGGCAAUUGAAUGAGAUGCUAUGUACAAAUUUAAUGGGAAAGACAAAUGUUGUACUUAGCAUAAUAUUCAUUCUAGUAUAGUUGCUUAUAUGAAAGAUGGAAAAAAAAUGCAGAAGCUAACAAAUGUAUAAGGUAAUCUCAGUUGUAACCUAGCAGUUUUGGAAAAUUCAAUUUUAUUCUUCAUUGAGUUUAUAUUUAAAUUUUGAAACUAAUUUUGAUCCA